CUCUUCCUAUUGGCUGAGAAGGGUCAUGCGGAUGAACUGUGCAGUCACCUGGCAGGAACCGGAACCCGCGUUUAUAAAGUAAAGGAAACCGAGAUCUGCGCAGGGCUACCCUUUGCCCAUUCGUCUCCCCUCACCCUUUAAACCUAAACUCGGUCCUGCUGCUCACCGACCUAGCAUUACUCUCGCCAUGGCUCUCAGCGAUGCUGACGUGCAGAAGCAGGCAGAAGAAGAGUUCAACAUAGAGAAAGGUCGGCUUGUGCAAACCCAAAGACUAAAGAUCAUGGAAUAUUAUGAGAAGAAAGAGAAACAGAUUGAGCAGCAGAAGAAAAUUCAGAUGUCCAAUUUGAUGAAUCAAGCGAGACUCAAAGUCCUCAGAGCGAGAGAUGACCUUAUCACAGACCUACUAAAUGAAGCAAAACAGAGACUCAGCAAGGUGGUAAAGGAUACAACCAGGUACCAAGUGCUGCUGGAUGGACUGGUUCUCCAGGGUUUGUACCAGUUGCUGGAGCCUCGAAUGAUUGUUCGUUGCAGGAAACAAGAUUUCCCUCUGGUAAAGGCUGCAGUGCAGAAGGCAAUCCCUAUGUACAAAAUUGCCACCAAAAAUGAUGUUGAUGUCCAAAUUGACCAGGAGUCCUACCUGCCUGAAGACAUAGCUGGUGGAGUUGAGAUCUAUAAUGGGGAUCGUAAAAUAAAGGUUUCCAACACCCUGGAAAGCCGGCUGGAUCUCAUAGCGCAGCAGAUGAUGCCAGAGGUCCGGGGAGCCUUGUUUGGUGCAAAUGCCAACAGGAAGUUUUUGGACUGAGCCUUCGGGAGGUGGAGCUCAUCCUCAGCUCUCCCGCUGUGAUGUGGAAGCUUCUGAUAUUUGAAGAAACACGAAUGUCUCUGUAGCUUCCUCUUUACUGCCCCAGUAUUGCUCUGUAUUUAUCAGUGAUGCCCCUCCUGUCACUCAUGCCUUGCCUAAUUGUUCACAGUGGUGGAAAGCUUCAUGUAAUAUGAUCAGGACCCACCUCCAGUUCAUCUGAAAGUAACACAGUGUCCAGUUGGUUCUCCAGCACCAGGGGAGGGGGCGGAUGGUGGUCGCGUGGGCUUCCUGGGUCUCCACUCUCCGUCUGGCCUAGAGGUGAUGUUUGGUGUUUGGCCCUGCAGUCCCCACUCUUGAGGCUUAGGGUGCCUGUGGCGCACCACUUCUUCCAGCAGUAGUCGCUUGACUGUUACUGUUUAGGCCUAGAAGUUUUCCCUCAUCUGUAAAUGUGAUUUAAAAUCUAAGCCAUGAAUAUGCUUUAUUUAUUAAAAGAGUUACAUGGAUUUAA
Molecule: messenger RNA, 1310 nt
Organism: Mandrillus leucophaeus (drill)
Lineage: Eukaryota; Metazoa; Chordata; Mammalia; Primates; Cercopithecidae
Gene: ATP6V1E1
Product: ATPase, H+ transporting, lysosomal 31kDa, V1 subunit E1
Exons: 8
Coding region: 188-802 (204 amino acids)
Biological process (GO): proton transmembrane transport
Cellular component (GO): proton-transporting two-sector ATPase complex, catalytic domain
Molecular function (GO): proton-transporting ATPase activity, rotational mechanism
Source: RefSeq, a predicted model, not a curated record